AUGUCUGAUUGGAAAGUGGAUCCCGACGCUAGAAGACGUCUUUUACAAUUGCAAAAAGUAGGAGCCAACAAGAAAUGUGUCGAUUGUCACGCCCCUAAUCCUCAAUGGGCUUCACCAAAAUUCGGUAUCUUCAUUUGCUUAGAAUGUGCAGGUACUCAUAGAAGUUUGGGUGUUCAUAUCUCAUUUGUAAGAUCUAUUACCAUGGAUCAAUUCAAACCUGAAGAACUCGUUAGAAUGGAAAAAGGUGGGAAUCAACAGUUUAAUGACUACAUGUCUCAACAUGGUAUAGAUUUGAAUUUACCUCCAAAAGUCAAAUAUGAUAAUCUAAUUGCAGAAGAUUAUAAACAAAAAUUGACAUGUGAAGUCGAGGGAACAGAUUUCGUUGAACCUGAACAUCCAGGUUUCGAUCCAUCAUCACUUUCUGCUUCUGGUCCUCAUUCAGCUUGUUCUUCGAAUAAUAGUAGCGCGAACAUUGAUAGUCGAUCAGAGGGAACGCCAGUGGAAAAUCGUCGCUCUAAUGCCCCACAACUUCCUAAUGAACAACGAGAAAAAAAUGAAGCGUAUUUUGCGUCUCUUGGUAAGAAAAAUGAAUCUAGACCUGAUCAUUUGCCUCCGUCUCAAGGUGGCAAAUAUCAAGGUUUUGGUAAUACACCAAACAAUAAUCAAUCAUCGUCAUCAUCUGAAAAUCUAAACUCAAACACUUUAAACUUGGAAAAUAUUCAGAACGAUCCCAUUGGUACUCUUUCAAGAGGUUGGAGUUUAUUUUCUUCCGCUAUUACUAAAUCAUUUGAUGAUGUCACUGAAACUGUCAUCAAACCAGGGAUGGAACAAUGGCAAUCAGGUGAAUUGUCUGAGGAAACUAAAAGAGCUGCUGCUCAAUUUGGUCAAAAAUUUCAAGAGACAAGUACUUAUGGUAUACAAGCAUUUCAACAAUUCACAAAAAAUUUACAAGAUCAAUAUGUAAAUCCUGGUACAGAUAUGAAUGAUGUUCAAUACUCAAAUGCAAACGCUACCAAUAACGAUAAUAAUGAUUCUUCAUAUCAUGAUGCAUCAACCCAAGAUCGUGAAGAAUCUAAUAAGAAACAUUCUGAAGAUAACUGGGAUGAUUUUUAA
Molecule: messenger RNA, 1113 nt
Organism: Naumovozyma dairenensis CBS 421
Lineage: Eukaryota; Fungi; Ascomycota; Saccharomycetes; Saccharomycetales; Saccharomycetaceae
Gene: GCS1
Product: GTPase-activating protein GCS1
Exons: 1
Coding region: 1-1113 (370 amino acids)
Biological process (GO): regulation of ARF protein signal transduction; regulation of endocytosis
Cellular component (GO): Golgi membrane
Molecular function (GO): GTPase activator activity
Source: RefSeq, a predicted model, not a curated record